Pieris macdunnoughi is the source of this 1374-nucleotide messenger RNA. The record is from the annotation of a GenBank genome assembly. Lineage: Eukaryota; Metazoa; Arthropoda; Insecta; Lepidoptera; Pieridae.
AUGGAAACUAUGAAGACUUACGCUAAGCCCAGGGCUGUUAAUCAAUGUCCUUAUGAAGAUAAACCUGUACUCACAUAUACAAUAGGAAGAACUGAAGAAGAGAAUAAAGAAAGAAAGAAGAAAAAAGAGCGGGAACAAAGGCGACUUGAAAGAGCACAACGACAGUUUAUUCAAAGCGCAUUUAAAGAUAUGUGCCGUGAAAUUUGCUUGAAAACUUACCAACAGGCAUUGGGUAUCCUACCCGACGCGGAGGACCCCGAAUGUACUUGCUACCCGGCUUUACCGUCAGCAGACAGAACUAAUUUAGAUCUUUCAUGUUCUUGCUCUCAGGAUGAAUCUUCUAUUGGAUCUGAUACAGAUUCCGAUGAAUGGAUAGUAGAGUUUACACCUCCAUGUGCUACAUUCAAACCGACUUCGAAAACCAAAAAAGUAACUAAGUCAGAUAACAGCACCCAGUACACUUACUUGGAUUACAGAGUAAAAUUACUGGAUCGAUUUGGUAACCCUGUUCCUAGGUACUUUAAAGGACCAGAUGGUAAACAACAAUGUAGUGACUUGGGUGGUUUUUGGGGACCAGAUAAAAAAUGGCUUACUAUUAAUAUUGAUGGUUAUAUAGCGCCUGAUGGACGUUGGGCGCCUAAUUACUUUAUUGGGCCAAAUGGAGAGAAUGUCGAAGGUGCAGCUGGAAAAUUUCAAUCCGCUAAUAAUAACUGGUUAGUGGUUGGUGUAGAUGGGUUCGUAGACUGUCAAGGUAGAUGGAGAUUCUAUCCAAAACCUAGAGGAAUGCUGCCCGAUAAAAAACGUCAAGAUUCCAAGAAAACAGGCGCUCGUACUGGUGCUGCCGACAAAAAGAAUAAAGAAGACACGGCUGCUCCCAAAUCUGAUGCGAGCUGGAGUUGCUUUGGCGGUGCUUCGGCUACAGAACUAUCAAAAUUAGGCAUCAUUGGUCAUGGUCACGACAAAAAGUUACUUUUGACAGCCUUAAAGGAAUUGCUGGCCCAAGGAGAAAAUGUUAAGAUACCUCAACCAUCGACAGUUUACCGUCUACCACCUUCCAAGAAGCGUCGAAGGAUGCCAACUAAACAGUCUCGUACUCACUAUGAAGAACGGUCAAGAUGCACGCAUUCUUUGCCAUCGGACAAGGGUAUAGUAGCAGUAGAUGAUAAGGGGAACAAAACUUAUUUCCGCUUAAAAGGAGGUAAAAACGUAAGGCCUAAACAAAGGCUGAAGGAACUAACAAGGCGUGGUAUAAGUUUGAGCUCUUUCCACGUUCCGUGUUUACACUCAUUUAUAGGUACAGAGUUGAUGAAAAAACAGCAGAGGGCACGCUUAAUAGCCCUGUCGACUAAGAACGCUGGCACUCAAAAGUAUUAA